Messenger RNA from Sphaeramia orbicularis (orbiculate cardinalfish), 3056 nucleotides. RefSeq names its product MAU2 chromatid cohesion factor homolog. Lineage: Eukaryota; Metazoa; Chordata; Actinopteri; Kurtiformes; Apogonidae. The record is from RefSeq and is a predicted model, not a curated record. Bases 30 to 1826 code for a protein of 598 amino acids. Gene Ontology annotation, molecular function: protein binding. The transcript has 18 exons. Gene Ontology annotation, biological process: mitotic sister chromatid cohesion.
CGCUGAAAAACUUGUUGUUGUCGGGGAAAAUGGCGUCAAACGUAGAGGCCCCGGAGCGCUGGUACCUCGCCCUUCUCGGCUUUGCGGAGCAUUUUCGAACCUCCAGUCCGCCUAAAAUCCGGCUCUGUGUGCACUGUCUACAGGCCGUGUUUCAGUUCAAGCCUCCGCAGAGAAUUGAGGCCCGGACGCAUCUCCAGCUGGGCUCGGUUCUCUACCACCACACCAAGAACAGCGAGCUGGCCCGCAACCACCUGGAGAAAGCGUGGUAUAUAUCCCAACAAGUCCCCCAGUUUGAAGAUGUCAAAUUUGAGGCCGCCAGCAUUUUGUCGGAACUCUUUUGUCAACAGAAUUUGGUGGACUCUGCAAAACCCCUUCUCCGCAAGGCCAUUCAAAUCUCACAACAAACCCCAUACUGGCACUGCAGGUUGUUGUUCCAGUUAGCGCAACUUCAUACACUGGAGAAAGACUUGGUGUCAGCAUGUGACCUACUGGGUGUUGGAGCUGAGUAUGCUCGUGUGGUGGGCUCAGAAUAUACCAGGGCAUUGUUUCUCCUUAGUAAAGGAAUGUUGCUGCUAAUGGAGAGGAAGCUCGGGGAAGUGCAUCCUCUUCUCACACUGUGCGGAACAAUUGUAGAAAACUGGCAGGGAAACCCCAUUCAGAAAGAGUCCCUUAGGGUCUUCUUCCUCGUUCUACAAGUCACACACUACCUGGACGCUGGGCAGGUGAAGAGUGUGAAGCCAUGUCUGAAGCAGCUGCAACAGUGCAUCCAGACCAUCUCUACACUCCAUGAUGAUGAGAUUCUACCCAGCAACCCAGCUGACCUGUUCCAUUGGCUGCCCAAGGAGCACAUGUGUGUCCUUGUGUACUUGGUGACAGUCAUGCACUCCAUGCAAGCAGGCUAUCUAGAGAAAGCCCAGAAGUACACAGAUAAGGCCCUCAUGCAACUAGAGAAACUAAAAAUGCUGGACUGCAGCCCUAUCCUCUCUACCUUUCAAGUCAUUCUACUGGAGCACAUCAUCAUGUGUCGACUUGUCACAGGCCACAAGGCUACUGCAUUACAAGAGAUCUCACAGGUGUGUCAGCUGUGCCAACAGUCCCCCAGGUUAUUUACCAACCACGCUGCUCAGCUUCACACACUUUUAGGUCUGUACUGUAUCUCAGUGAACUGUAUGGAUAAUGCAGAGGCACAGUUUACCACAGCCUUGCGGCUCACCACACACCAGGAACUGUGGACCUACAUUGUUACCAACUUGGCAAGUGUCUACAUCAGGGAAGGAAAUCGGCACCAGGAGCUGUACAGUCUCCUAGAGAGAAUAAACCCAGACCACAACUUCCCAGUAAGCUCUCACUGCCUCCGUGCUGCAGCUUUCUACAUCAGGGGACUGCUGUCCUUCUUUCAGGGACGCUACAAUGAGGCCAAACGUUUCCUGAGGGAAACCUUGAAGAUGUCUAAUGCUGAGGAUCUGAACAGACUGACUGCCUGCUCUCUGGUUCUGCUGGGCCACAUCUUCUAUGUACUGGGCAACCACAGAGAAAGUAACAACAUGGUUGUACCUGCCAUGCAGCUCGCCAGCAAGAUCCCAGACAUGUCUGUUCAGCUUUGGUCUUCAGCACUGUUGAAAGACUUGAACAAGGCCCUUGGGAACACCAUGGAUGCCCAUGAAGCAGCCCAGAUGCACCAGAACUUCUCCCAACAGCUCCUGCAGGACCACAUCGCUGCCUGCAGCCUCCCUGAGCAUAACCUCAUCAGUUGGACUGAUGGCCCUCCACCUGUCCAGAUCCAAGCCCAGAAUGGCCCCACCACCAGCCUUGCAAGCCUGCUAUAACAACCUUUCUGUCUCGCAUAUGACUAUAUCUGCUCACAUAAUCACAAGAAAAAAGAUGGCGCAUAAUACUUUUCCAACCGCUGUAGUUGAGAAAUUGGAUGGAUUUUGAGAGGUGACAGCCUGGGCCUACACUCUUUUAGCUUCUCAAGAUGGCUUUCUGGUUGUCUAUCACACUUUGAAUUGUUGUAAAACAAUUACAACUACUGUUGUAUAUGUACUUUACGCUCUCUGAUGGCAUGGAUGCAUAUGGGGCAGACUCUUGAUUAGAGUAGUGAAGGACACAGCAACGUACGAAGGGGCUUCUUUACUCAAAUAUAGUCGCCUUUUCUUCGUCUGCCAGGUUUCUUUUCCAUUUAUUGGAAAAACGCAGGGGUAGGGUGGAGAGCAGCAAAGAAAUGUAGAAGAAAUUAAUUUAUUCAUGUUGAUAUUUUUGUAACUGUUGGUAAAUAUUUUACGUCUUGCCUUUUUGUAUGGAUGCUCGCUUUUUUCCUCAUGCAUGGAAGUUACUGAUUUGGACUCCCUGUACAAAUAUGUCUGACCUCAUUUGCUAACGAUGAUGUUUUAUCCACAAGAUUGACUCUUUGCAAGAACAGAGAAUUCUUGCAAUAAGUAAUUAGUCUAAAAUGUUCAUGCUGCAUGCAUUAAUGAGGAACAGCUCGAUAAAUGAUCCACUGUGUACAGUUCCUCUAAUAAGCAGAAGAGGUCGCUGUUAGGUCUGAUAAUGAGCAAUGUGAAAGUCCUAAAUUGAUUGGUUUGGUGGCUGUAAUGGAUGCCACGUGCCCUUUUAUAAAAUGCAUUUAACUGGUUUCUUUUUUGAAGUUCCUUAAUAUAUGUUUUCUUCCUGAUGUAUUAAUUUUUUUCAAAUAAUUUUGCAUCAUUUUGAGACUUUUGGAUCAUACACUAUUCAGAUAUUCAACAAAUUUAUUUUAUUUUGUUAUAUUUUAAUUUGUCAUAAUAGUUCUACUAAAUGGUUUCCUUUACAGUAUGUUUGUAUAGAUUUGCCACUCAUUGAACCUUUAUUGUACAGUGACAUUUUAUAAAGUCAAUUUAGAAAAGUGUGAUAUGUAUUUUUAGCUAUCCUUUGUAGAAAUCUCAAUGCUUGGUAUUUAAGACACUCUGUGCAGACAGAUAAAGCUUGAGUACUAGCCAUAUUCUAUCCAAUGCCUAUGUUUUUAAUGCUUACAUUGUUUUCAAUAAUUUUCCAAUAAAAACCUGAUUACAGUUUUGUAA